Saccoglossus kowalevskii is the source of this 1773-nucleotide messenger RNA. RefSeq lists its product as uncharacterized. The record is from RefSeq and is a predicted model, not a curated record. NCBI's taxonomy places the organism in Eukaryota, Metazoa, Hemichordata, Enteropneusta, Harrimaniidae.
GCAUUGCGUCGUACAUCAGUCAGAAAUCACUGAGUAAGCUCUGGUUGCCAUUGUUGCUGAACUUAUCAUUAGAAGUCUUCAACACCAAGCAAUAAGAUCACCCUUGAACCAUGUCAUACCCUCGUCUCUUCGGUUCCGUGCAACGAGUGCUCAGCAGAACAGCUUUGCAGAACACAAGAUCAUCAACCAUCAAAGGUACCAGUCUGCUAGCUGCUGUCUCCAGAAGAGCACUAAGCGCCUCAGUGGUAACAGACCAUUAUCCGACGCGUAAAUCUGUUUCGGGGUUAUAUCCACGUGUUGAUCCUUGGUUUUGGGAAGAUAAGAACGGUGUUAGACCGACAGGACCCAUAACUGAUGCGCAACUCAAAGAGUAUGAUGAAAAAGGAUACUUCGUAAUGCCAAACUUUUUCUCGCAAGAGGAGAUACAACCGGUAAUCGAUGCAAUAUACAAACAUAAAAAUGCGAUUGAAUCCAGCCUUAAAGACGACGAAGAUCCAACACUCACUCCAGAAAUUUCGUAUUCAACCGAACCAGGAACAAAAAGACUACGGAGCCAGUUUGGGUUACACAGACAGAUGCCUGAACUGAACGAUAUUUUAAAACACAAGAGAAUUAUACAGUAUGUUCGACAGAUAUUAGCUGAUGACGUCUACAUUCACCAAGAUUUGGUUAACUUCCAUACUGCAUUUACUGGGAUUGGUCAUAACUGGCAUAGCGACUUCGAAUUCUUCCACGCCGAAGACGGUAUGCCGAAUAUGAGAGCUAUGUUUUGUUCUAUAAUGUUGACCAAAAAUACCCCAGAUCGAGGUGCAACGAUGGUUAUACCAGGCACUCACAAAAUAUUUGUCGGUAAUCCCACUGAAACACCAAAGAAUCAACUUGGAACUUCUUCCAAAUAUAAAAUUGAAGCUGGGGAAACCGAUCAAAAGUUGUUCACUGACUUAGCUAAUAAGUACGGUAUUGAAUAUUUAGUGGGUGAUGCUGGGUCGGUUGUCUUUUGCGAUAUUAAUGUUUUGCAUGGUAACCAUACCAACAUGUCUCCCUGGGAUAGAUUGAAUCUAUUGCCAGUUUAUAACAGCAUAUCAAACAAAGUUGGGAAACCGUUUAGUGCACCAUGGGAAAGAAGACCUGAAUAUAUUGCUACACGCAAUAAGGAAAACAUAACCCCUAUUCCGUACCAGUGAACAAUGAGACCUGUGACAUUGUAUAUCUUAAUGUGUACGAAUUUAUAAAAAAUAAUGUCUUAUUACAUUAUAUUAUUAACUUUGAUAUUCACACAUGACCUUAUGGCGACGACGCUAGAUAUUAUUUAUAAUAAUUAUUGUAUUACUGAGUUUAUGCAUGCAGUAUAUAUAGCGCAUGCGCAAAAAAUAAUGCACAAUAGAAUAUACUAGUAGAUAAAAUAACGCGUUUUUACUUUGCACUAACCUUGUCUCGAUCAACGCUUUUGCUGUAUUUUACAAUUGUUUACUAAAAUGUCAGUUUUGUCCGUUGUCGAACAGAUUUUCUGUUUUAAUAGAGUGGUUCAGUUUUCUUUUACAGGAAACCGAGCUUUUUUUUGUGACAAUGUUAGCCAGAAUACCACUAAAUGUAUUUACAGAUUUUACUUGUUUUCAACUUAUAUGUUUAUUACUUGAGUAUAUGGUAUCUGGCAAUAGAAGUAGCUUAAUUUUUAUUGACUAUUCCUUUACCUUAUAGUCAACUUUUCAGAAGCUGCUUUAUCAUGUAUUAUACUUUAUCCCACAUUUUGAAUAAAUAGAAACUAGAGCAAUA